Molecule: messenger RNA, 4373 nt
Organism: Musca domestica (house fly)
Lineage: Eukaryota; Metazoa; Arthropoda; Insecta; Diptera; Muscidae
Product: odorant receptor 2a-like
Exons: 3
Coding region: 74-1252 (392 amino acids)
Biological process (GO): detection of chemical stimulus involved in sensory perception of smell; sensory perception of smell
Cellular component (GO): plasma membrane
Molecular function (GO): odorant binding; olfactory receptor activity
Source: RefSeq, a predicted model, not a curated record
GGCAAUACGGACACCAACCAACGAAACCAUUCGUAAUCUUUAAGUGCCUCUUUGUAACAUUUAUAUUGGAAAGAUGUCAGUGCUAUUCUCUCCCCACCCUAAUACAUGGGAGGCCUUCAAAUAUCAUUGGCUGCUCUGGAAAUGGUGUGGCCUACAACCCCCAUCACGUGACUCCAAAUGGUUCAGACCUUAUCUGGCCUAUGCCAUUAUCUUCAAUUUGACCACCAUUCUAUUUCCCCUCAGUUUGGUAUUGGAUCUGACUCUCUCCCAAAAUCUCACGGAAAUUUUUCAAAAUCUCUAUGUCACUGUGACAGUUGUGUUUUCAAGUCUGAAAUUCGUUAAUGUUUUUCUGAUACGUCGCAAAUUGCUGGAGGUUCGUUUCCUGCUGGAACGUUUAGAUGUUCGAGCCAACACCGAGGAACAACAGCAGGAAUUGAAGAAUGGCAUUGCCAUGGCCCAUAAAUGCUUCAUGAUUUUCCUGCGUUUGUAUGUAUGCGCCAUAACCACAAGCCAAUUGGUGGUGUAUUUUUCCAGUGAGCGGGUCCUUAUGUAUCCUUCAUGGCUGCCAUGGGAUUGGAGAGAAUCGAAGAGGUAUUUCCUCUUCGCCAUUUGUUUUCAAAUCUAUGCAGUGUCUGCACAGCUAAGUCAAAAUCUUGGUAAUGACACCUAUCCUCAGGCCUAUAUUGUUAUCCUGAUUGCCCAUAUUCGUGCCUUGGCUUUGAGAAUUAAACAUUUGGGAGUUGUGUCGACAUCUGUACCAGCGCCAGAGGGGAAGUUAUCCCAGGAGGAUUUUUAUCGCGAGUUGCGUCAAUGCGUUAAGGAUCAUGAACAUGUACAUGAACUUUACCUUACUAUCCAGGAGUGCCUGUCAACCACGUGCCUUGCUCAAUUCAUUGCCACUGGUUUGGCUCAGUGCAUCAUUGGCGUUUAUAUUCUCUAUGUCGGCGAUGAUUUCUCCCGCCUUCUAAAUAGUUUGGUUUUCUUUGGUGCGGUGACAAUUGAAAUUUUGGUUCUCUGCUAUUUCGGCGAUUUGUAUUGUCAGGCCAAUGAAUUUUUAAUCGAUGCCAUUUACGCCACAAAUUGGAUGGACCGCGAUGGGAGAUUUAAAAAAGCCUUGUUGUUGGUAUUGCAGCGCGCCCAGGUGACGAAUUGUUUGAAGGCUGGCAAUUUGACACCGGUCAUGUUGCCCACAUUUGUGACGAUUAUGAAAACUGCCUAUUCAGUUUUUACGGUUUUGAAUAAGGUGAAUUAAUUGGCUUUACUCGAAGCUAUACAAUUUGGAGAUGCGAAGAUAAAUUAAAUUGGAUUAAAUCGUAUUGUUUAAAUCGAUGAAACAAUUAAUUUCUUAACGAAUUAAAAUCAUUUCAAUUCCCCUAAAAUUGUGUCAAAAAUUUGUGAAUCAUUGAAAAGUAGGGCCAUAAAAGAGGCUAUGCUUGAAAAGCAGAUUUAUUGUCCUUUAGAAAUAUUCUGAAAAUACCCUCGCUACUUUUGCUUCACAUAAAAUUGAGAACAACAUUUAACCGCAACUGUAAAUAUUUAAUGCAAACGACCUUUUCAAAUGCCAUUUUAAUUUGGAAUGGAAAAUUUAUGGGAAUGCGGAACAUUUAUGGGAAUAAUCACAACAAUGAUUGGAAUUUUUCUACCCUCCACCAUACAUAGUAUGGGGGGUAUAUUAAGGCCGUCAUUCCGUUUGUAACUCAACGAGAUAAUAAUUUUAGACCCAACAAGGUUUAUAUACAGGGAGAGACAAAAAAACUGCAACAAAGUCAAAUGCCAUAAUUUUUAUGACCUUAAACCGGCCAAUGAAACCGUCACACACUGCCCGAAUUUUGCUCUGCGGUAUUUUGGCCCAUUCCCGGUGAAGCGUAGCAUCCAUUACGAACUUCAAAUACGACAUCUCAAAAUUUCGGUGAGUAUUGUACGUAAAAUCGCCAAAAUACCGAAUAAAGGAAGGUACUGAUAUAUGGGGCCUAUACGAAGACCUGGACCUACAUAGACAAUUUUCUGUCACAUACUGUAGGUUCUAUUACGAAAUCUAAAUACGUAAUUUGAAACUACUCCAGUGAAUAAUGACGCUAAAAUCAUCAAAAUACCGAAUAUUUGAAGGUAUCGUUAUAUGGGGCCUAUACGAAAACCUGGACCUGCAUAGACAGUUUUCUGUCGUAGGCUGUAGUAUCCAUUUUGAACUUCAAAUACCAAAUUUGAAACAAUUCCGGUAAACAAUGUCGCUAAAAUUAUCAAAAUACCGAAUAUCGGGAGGUACCGUUGUAUGGGGGCUAUAUGAAGAAGUGGACCAGCACAGACAAUUUUUUGUCACAGACUGUAGUUCCCAUUACGAACUCGGUGAAUAAUGACACUAAGAUGAUCAAAAUACCGAAUAUCGAGGGGUAUCAUUAAAUGGGGGCUAUACGAAGACGUGGACCUACAUGGCCCAUUUUCUGCCUUAUGCUGUAGUAUCUAUUACGAACUUCAAAUACUUAAUUUGAAACAAUUCCGGUAAAUAAUGUCGCUAAAAUCAACAAAAUACCGAGUAUUGGGAGGAACAGUUAUAUGGGGGCUUCAUUUCGUUCGGAAGCUACAGUGAUUUCCACAGACGGACGGACAUUGCUAAGUCGACAUAGAAUUUUAUGCUGAUCAAGAAUAUAUAUACUUUGUGGGGUCUAAAAUGUAUAUUUCGAGGUGCUACAAACGGAAUGACAAAUAUAGCCUCCAUACUAUGGUGGAGGGUAUAAAAAUGUAAAAAUUAUGGCGUUUGACUUUGUUGCAGAUUUUUUUAUCUCAUCCUGUAAUUGUCCUUAACUACCCUCGAUUGGAUGCCUACUUUUAAAAUUGUCCUAAAAUAUCUACAGGGUUAUGGAGUGUUUAGUCUACGAAGAUAGUUUUUAAUCUAUUAAAGUUUUCUUAUACACCCCUGUCUGCAGUGUCCCAAACUUGUCCAUAAAUAUCCGUGCCUGUAGUCUCCAAAAAUAUUUCAUAAACACCGAAAAACCCUAACCAUGCCAUUAAUCUCCAGAAAUAUUCCUCAAAAACCCCAAAAAAUAUUCAGCAUUGACACACGCCUAGAGUUUCCAAAAAUAUUCCUCAUUAAAUCACGCCUAUAGUCUCCAACGUCUAUAUUCUCAAAAAAAAAAAAAAAAAGUCUCCAAAAAACAGUCCUUAAAUACCCACACCCAUAGUCUCCACGUCUAUAUUCUCCAAAAACAGUCCUUAAAUACCAACACCUUUAGUCUCCACGUCUAUAUUCUCCAAAACAGCCUUUAAAUACCAAUGCCUAUAGUCUCCAAAAAACAGUCCUUAAGUACCCACGCCUAUAGUCUCCAAAACAGCAUUUAAAUACCAAUGCCUAUAGUCUCCAAAAAACAGUCCUUAAAUACCCACGCCUAUAGUCUCCAAAACAGCCUUUAAAUUCCAAUGCCUAUAGUCGCCAAAAAACAGUCCUUAAAUACCCACGCCUAUAGUCUCCAAAACAGCCUUUAAAUACCAAUGCCUAUAGUCUCCAAAAAACAGUCCUUAAAUACCCACGCCUAUAGUCUCCAAAACAGCCUUUAAAUACCAAUGCCUAUAGCCUCAAAAAAACAGUCCUUAAAUACACACGCCUAUAUUCUCCAAAAAACAGUCCUUAAAUACCCACUCCUUUAUUCUCCAAAAAACAGUCCUUAAAUACCCACGCCUAUAGUCUCGAAAAACAGUAUUUAAAUACUCACACCUAUAGUCUCCAACAACUGUCUUUAAAUACCCACACAUAUGUCUCCAAAAACAGACUUGAAAUACCCACACCUAUAGUCUCAAAAAAAAAAAAAUAUUUAAAUAUCACGCCUAUAGUCUCCAAAAACAGUAUUUAAAUACCCACGCCCAUAGUCUCCAAAACCAGUCUUUAAAUACCCACGCCUAUAGUCUCCAAAAACAGUUUUUAAAUACCCAUACCUAUAGUCUCCAAAACAGUUCUUAAACACCCACGCCUAUAGUUUCCAAAUAUAUAAAAAAUAUGUUAAAAUACCAUUGCCUUUAGUCUCCAAAAAUAAUUUUUAAAUACGCAAGUCUAUAGUCUCCAAAAGUGCUACAACGGAUAUAGUCUCCAAAAACUGUUCUAAAACACCCACACUUAUGGCGCUUUCAGUAUCUAAAAAUAGUUCGAAAAGAAACUUCGUGAAUGAGCGACCGCAAAAAAAACGUAAAUAAAUCUUGCAAUUUUGUUUUCAUUCUUUGGAUUUGAAUUCGUGAUAUCCAAAUGCACUGCCACGCUGAUAAGAGAAAACCAAAACUAAACUUUGCAACAAAUCGUUCUUCAAAACCAAACCCACAUAAUUUUCGUUGGGCGAUUAGCUUUACUCCCUCUUCGGCGGGCGAUUAGUUUUGUUUUCAAUUCGAAAAAA